Magnolia sinica is the source of this 2389-nucleotide messenger RNA. RefSeq names its product jasmonoyl--L-amino acid synthetase JAR4-like. Gene Ontology annotation, molecular function: acid-amino acid ligase activity. Bases 408 to 2168 code for a protein of 586 amino acids. The record is from RefSeq and is a predicted model, not a curated record. The transcript is spliced from 5 exons. NCBI's taxonomy places the organism in Eukaryota, Viridiplantae, Streptophyta, Magnoliopsida, Magnoliales, Magnoliaceae. Gene Ontology annotation, cellular component: cytoplasm.
AAGCUUCCAUGUAGCAUUUCCUCGGAUAAGAAAAAAAUAAAAUAAAAUAAAGGAAAUCUCUCUCCCUCAAACCGUUCUCCGCCAGUUUCUCUGUCCGCUUCUUAUCCGCAGAGCGCAUCGAAAUCAGUGUUUUUCUACUAUUUUUGCCGCAGGAAUCUCAUCAAGAUCGAUGAAUUCGACGGAGAUGCCUCUUUCAACGAGACGGUUGGGAGCAUGUAAUUUCAUCCAUUGAAAAACGGUCGAAGAUCGAACGAUUGCGAUCGGGCUACUCGUAGUCGAGCAGACUAAGAAAUCUCACUCUUUCCCGUCCUCUUCGAAGAACUUGAAAUCCUUCGACUUCCAUUCAACUCGCUGUUUUUUCUCCACACUGUCAAAAAUCCAGCUUCAGCGCUAGGUAGGAUUUGAGGAUGUUGGAGAAGAUGAAUGGAUUCACUCACCAGAGUGUGAUAGAUGAAUUCGAAGCAACAACAAAAGAUGCAGGGAAGGUUCAGGUGGAGACUCUUGGGAAGAUUCUUGAAGAAAACGGUGAAGCGGAAUACUUGCAGAAAUUGGGCCUCAAUGGAAGAACCGACCCUGAGAGCUUUAAGGCAUGCGUACCAUUGGCUACUCAUCCGGAUUUGGAUCCAUAUAUUCAAAGAAUUGCAGAUGGAGACUUUUCUCCUAUACUUACUGGGAAACCCAUAACAACCAUAUCAUUAAGUUCUGGUACUACACAGGGUAAGCCCAAAUUUGUUCCAUUUAACGAGGAAUUGGUGAAAUCUACGAUGCAGAUAUUCCGUACGUCCUAUGCUUUCAGAAACAGAGAAUUCCCCAUCGGAGAGGGAAAAGCCCUACAAUUUAUCUAUAGCAGUAAACAGUCUACAACAAAAGGGGGUCUCACAGCUAGUACAGCCACCACGAAUGUUUACCGCUGCUCUCAGUUCAAGAACACGAUGAAGGACAUCCAGUCCCAAUGUUGCAGUCCUGAUGAAGUGAUAUUCAGUCCCGACUUCCACCAAUCCUUAUAUUGCCACCUCUUGUGCGGACUCAUCUACAGGGAGGAAGUGCAGUUUAUAUCGUCUGCUUUCGCAUUCAGCAUUGUUCAUGCAUUCCGAACGUUGGAGAAUGUCUGGGAAGAGCUCUGUGGUGAUAUCAGAGAUGGAAUUCUCAGCAACAGAGUUACCGUUCCGUCAAUCCGGACUGCCAUUUCUAAAAUCCUUGAACCCAAUCCGGAACUGGCAGAUUCUAUUUACAUGAAAUGUUCAGGAUUGAGUAACUGGUAUGGAGUGAUUCCGGAGCUUUGGCCCAACGCCAAGUAUGUCUAUGGCAUCAUGACUGGGUCGAUGGAGCCAUAUCUGAUGAAAUUGAGGCAUUAUGCUGGCAAAUUGCCGCUUUUGAGUGCUGAUUACGGCUCUUCCGAAGGAUGGAUUGGUGCGAAUGUUAAACCGUGGCUGCCCCCAGAGCUAGUGACAUUCGCAGUGCUUCCAGACAUUGGAUACUUUGAAUUCAUCCCUCUUAGAGAGAAACCGGAGGAUCAGGAACUCGAAAAGACCGGAUCUACUCUCAACUAUAUGGAAUCGGAGCCCAUUGGUCUAACAGAAGUGAAGGUCGGGGAAGAGUAUGAAAUCGUUGUCACCACUUUUGCAGGUCUGUACAGGUACAGACUAGGAGAUGUGGUGAAAGUGAUGGGCUUUUACAAUUCAACACCGGAGCUUCAGUUUGUAUGCCGUAGGAGUCUACUCCUCACCAUAAACAUAGACAAAAACACGGAGAAAGACUUGCAAUUAGCAGUGCAAGCAUCAACCAAGCUAUUGGCAGAAGAGAAAGUUGAAGUGAUUGACUUCACGAGCCACGUGGACUCAUCGACCGACCCCGGUCACUAUGUAAUCUUCUUGGAGCUGAGUGGCGAAGCGAGCGAAGGGGCCCUGAAUGAAUGCUGCAGUUGCUUGGACCGAUCUUUCCUCGAUGCAGGGUACGUUAGUUCCCGGAAGGUGAGCACGAUCGGGGCUCUUGAACUUCGUGUGGUCCACAAAGGAACAUUCCGCAAGAUUCUAGAUCAUUACAUUGCACUUGGGUCUGCAGCCAGCCAGUUCAAGACUCCUCGCUGCAUAGGCGCUUCCAACACUGCUGUGUUACAGAUAUUGUGUAAUAACCUUGUUAAAAGCUUUUUCAGCACUGCGUUUGAUUGAAUAGAGCCUUUUAUAUUUGGUUAUUUCUCCCCAUGUUAGAAUCAAUGGUCCAGAUAAGUCCCCCACCUAAGAUGGGAUGCCCUAGCUCGAGCCCUUAUAAAUCCCAAUCCAAGUUCUAAUUUCCAAUGCCCAGUUUAAUUAGGUAUUUUCUUGUCGAUAUUUAGAGAAAGAUUGUUGUAUUUUGUUUUAGAAUAUAUAUUAAAAAAUUAGAAUUUUAAAUA